AAAUUGUUCACAUUUGGAUGACCAAAACCCCCUUUUCUGUCAUUAUAUUUUUAGUAAAGAAUACAAUUUAUUAAAAAUAAAUAUACAAAAAUAAAUUAGAAUCUCUGUAUUUUAUUUUAAGGUGUUGAAUUUAAAUAUUUCUUAUGUAGUUAUUGAGUGUUAGAACUAUGUUAGUGUUAGUACUAAGUAAAGUAAUCAUUAUCAUUAAUCAGUACUAAAGACUAAAGUAGGCAGGAGCUAAAACCUCACUGGCCUUGCCAUAUUGCUAGGACCACUACUAAUGCCUAGAAACUAUGAAAGUAAUUAGUUAAGUUAGGCGGUAUUUGGCCAGUCCUAGUUUCUGUGAGUGUGAACAUAUUGUAAUGUCAAUGUGGUUCUCUUACUAACUUACUACUAAAUCUUACUCAUUUUACCAGUGUACUGUGUUGGUAAAUAAUUUUUUUAUUUUUUUUAUUUUUGUAUUGUAUUUUAAUUUCUUAAUUAAUUUAAUGAUUUGGCAAACAUGUUUGUAACUAUGAAAAUGAUAAAUUCAUAAGUAACAUAAAAUAACUUAUAAACCUUUAUUAUGCCUAAGCUUUAUUAAUAACUUGAAACUUAACUUAAUUACUAAAACUAAAAGAAAAAUGUGCUGAACCAUUUUGACUCACUAAAGUCAAAGAGCAAUGUAUUAAAUAAUUAUAAAUGCUAAAACUAAACCUACUUUACUUGAAUAAAUAACUGCACAUGAUUUUCAUGAGAGGCCAAGGUCAAAACUAUCUCUCAUUGCCAGGUUUUCAUUUGUGAUGCCUAUAACUCUCAUACCUUCUUAUGUUAUUACAUUUAUCAUAAAUUUUCUGACCAAUCAAUACUUAUAAUUUAAAUAUUACACUUUUUUAUUUUUUAAAUUCAUUUAUAUAUUGAUAUGCCAAAAUGCCAAAGUUACAAGAGUAUUAAGUGUCUGACAUUGAUGAUGUUAGUAUCAUAAGCCUAAAAUCCAUUAGAGUAAAAAUUACCAUCUAGAUCUAUAAAUUAAAUAAUAAAUCAGAUUUGUGUUAGCAAGUCUACAUAUAGAAAAAAAUGAUAAUUAAAGUGAUUAUAUUUUUCAACAUUCCCAGAAAAAGUUAAUUACUGUCCAUUGUUUAAAAGGUAUCUUAUGGUAAAAUGAACGAUGAUAAGAUUCCUAAUUUCAUCCUGCCUGUGAAAGUAGUAUCCGAGAGGGUGGCAAAAUGGUGAAAAUCUAAAGUAGGCAUAAGCGCGGGAAUCGAAAAAUUAUAGGAGCCGCUGAACAUUGAUACAGUGGAUGAAAUAUUGCUUAAAUACUGCUACUACUGAGUACUAUUGAAGCAAUAUCUAGAUACUUCACUUAUGAAAAGAAAUGGCAACAUUAUUACGAUCAUUCCUGCACAAAAUUGCUGGAUAUUUUUACAGCAUUGGAGAUAUAAAUAUGCUAUUUUUGGACUGUCAGAUAGAGUUAAAACUUUUCACUGCGCUUGCCUUUGCUGAGAAAUAAGAUAAGCGAAAUGGAAAUAAGACAAGCAAGUCAUCACUUCCAAAAGUACAGACAAGCCGGACAGCGAGAGAAAAGUAUGGACCAUUACAGAUGCAAAAAUUAGUAUGGACAAGGGGGUCGAAUAUACAAAUCGUCCAUACUAAAUACAGACGUCUGGUAACCCUACAUUUUAAAAUAUGCAAAUGUAGGAGCUGUCCCUAUCUGUAUAUCUGUAGUCAUGUUUUACUUCUACUUCUAUGCAUCAUAAAAAGGGGUGGAUGGAGGCAGAGGGGAAAUGUGUGAAUUUGCUGAAGUCAGAAUAGCAUAAUAAUUUAAUGUAUACUUUACUUAUUUAAUCUCAAACCUUAGUGAAGUUUUAACAUUCUCACUUAAUAUGUUACAUCUAAUAAUAUUCUACAAUUAAUUAUUUUUUUCUUCUAAUUUUUAGUUUUAAAAGAUUUUUAAAGCCAAACUACAACAGCUGAAUUGGAGGGCUUCAUAUAAUUUCCAUUCAGGUAGGCAACAAAAACAUUAACUGAUAGAUCAGUGGUUCUCAACCUUCUAAGUGCCGCGACCCAUUAAUACAGUUUCUCGUGUCAUGGCGACCCCCAGCCACACAAUUAUUUUUGUUGCUACUUCAUAGCUGUAAGGAUAUGUGUUUUCAGUUGGUCUUAGGCAACCCUGGAAAAGGGUCGCGCGACCCCCAAAGGGGUCGUGACCCACAGGUUGAGAACCGCUGUGAUAGAUGAUACAUUUAUUAUUAAUGUUUUUAAGGUAGUCCAGGGGUCAAUUUUUUUUUUUCUAUGUUUCUUAAUUUAAAAAAAAAAAAUAAUACAAAAAAAAAAUAAAAAAAAAAAAAAAAAAAAAAAACCAAAAAAAAAUAAUUUAAAAAAAAAAAUGGGGUCGUGACCCACAGGUUGAGAACCGCUGUGAUAGAUGAUACAUUUAUUAUUAAUGUUUUUAAGGUAGUCCAGGGGUCAAAUUUUUUUUUUCUAUGUUUCUUAAUUUAAAAAAAAAAAUAGUGCAAACAAACCAUACACAAACAGAAAGACAAAAAAACCCCACAAAAGUUCAUUUAAAAAAAAAAAUGUUUGACUUUUAUUGCAAAAAAUUGAAAAUUUUAUACCAAUUUUGACUUUUACACAAAAUGAAUAAAAACUUAUUUAUAUUGCAAUAUCAUAAUGAAACUUUGCUUACAUAUUAAGAAUAACAUUGACAAAAAGUUUAAAGAAGCUUAAUACACUGCAGUUAUUGGAAGUGUUACAAAUGGCAUGUAUAUGGGGUAACAUAAAUCUUCGAGAAAUUUUUAGGGGUAGCAAAUGUAAAAAUUGUAUAAAACUUUUCUAGUUUUAUAUAUAUAAAAAGCCUCUUGUAUUUUGUAAAGAAUAUUAAUUAAAAGAAGCAUGCAAAGUUUGAAGCCUGUUGCUAGAAUACUUUUCCUCCUGAUUCAUUUGGCGUUCCUAAAAAAUCCAGAAAACGCAAAAUUGAGAAAAAUGAAAAAGAAGUAUAAAAAUGUUUUUUUUUUAAAUUACAGGCUGCAUGAACGAUAUAGGAUGCUUACACCAAGUACAUAUAACAUUCAUGAAUUAAAAGAACAAUGUGAAAACAUAGACAAAAGUGAUAGAAAAAAAAUUAAAACAAUUACAAAUAAAAUAUAUAAAUAAAAAAUUCUGACAAAUUUUCCUAUGAGACAUUUGUUAAAAAACCAUCCAUCUUUAAGUAAAGAAUGUCAAUAUAAAUAAGCAUGCAAAGUUUCAAUUAUGUAGUUUCAAAACUAUUCCUCCUGAUUCAAUUGACGUCAGAAAAAAAUUGAAAACGCCAAGUCGAUAAAAGCUGAAAAGACCCUGAAUAAUGCUUAUUAAAAAAAUUAAAGGUUACUUGAACAAUAUUGGAUGGAUGCAUACAUCAUGAACACAUUCCACUCAUUAAUUUAAAAAAACAAAUUAAAGUUUAUGUGUAAAGUAUGAAUUGCCUGUCAGAAGGUUUCAUGAAUAUGUAUAAAGUUUAAAAUUUUUUAUAACAUUCUAUUUAAUAUUCCAAAAUGUUUAUUUUAUAAGUUGUUUUUUCAUGCUAAAUUCUUACAUCAUAUACUAUGUUGAAUUUUUUGUAUUUUAUUUUCAGAUCUUUUUGUCAAAUUACAAGACAAAGAAAAUGUCAGACAUAUUCUCAACAGUCUUUAGCUUUGAAACAGCAUGCUCAGAAUUAGAUAUAGAGAAAUCUGAAUACAUAACUAAUAUGCUGGAAAGAGAGAAAGAAAAUCAAGUUCAGUAAGUAAUCAUUUUCAGUCAUUAUUAAAACAGAGUUUGCCUUGAAAGAGUUGGAUUUUUUUUAUAUAAGAUCAUUGAAAACUCUAGGAAAAAAAAGAGAAAUGUAAUCAUAAUUUGGAUGCCAAUAAAUAUAAAGGUUUGACUGUAAGCUAUUGGUCCACUUGAAAGCUUUAUAGCAGUCCAACCCCUCUUAUAAUUAGCAAAUUUUACAGUAUAACCUGAAAAAAUUCUGAAAAUUUCUCAUUUGUCUUGAUAAUACUCUCUGUAUACUAAUCUCUGGAAUUUAAAAACAUUUUAAAUACCUGCAUGUUCAAAAUAAGAGUCAAUGUGCCAACACAUUUUUGUCAUCCCUACACUAUUAGGUAAUUUUUAAUGACAUUUAAUAUGAUUAAUUAAAAUGAAUUUCACUUUAUAGCUUCUUUGAAAAAGUUUAAAGGUUGAAUGUGUGUUUUGAGCAUUUUAAAUGAGCCCAUUGGAGAAAUCUUAAUGUUGUGUUGUUUUUGCCUUUCUCUUCUCACCCCAAAAUGGCCCAAAAUAUAAACAUAAGUAAAUUUUGUUGUGAAUUAAUGACAAUGUGGACACAAAGGUGUGAUUUCAAAAUUUGGGUUGAUUUUCUUUUUACACAGACGUAAAAAAGAAGGCAAGUAAGUAUAUUUGGUGCUUAAUUGGCAAGCCCUCGUUGAAUUGCAUGUUUUAAAACUGUUGUGCUUCCCCCCCCCCCCCCCGAAAAAAAAAAUUCCUGCCAUCGCUAUGUUUUAAGUGUGCUCCUUGCUUAUCUGUUUCCUUUUCAGCUUUGUGUUUGAUGGUUUGAAAUGCAUGAGAAUUAAUAUGUUGGUUUUCCUCAUGACAUCAUGUCAGGCACAUGUACACUAUAAUUGCACAAUACCUUUCUUAUUUAAUCUCCAUGUAUCACUUGUUGCUUUUCGACAGGUACCUUUUAUCUAACAAUAGUAUAGUUAGCAUGAGGACUACUUAUUCUAAGGUAUUAAAUAAUCAAUCCAAAGUCAUGCAAAGUUUUGUAUUAGAUUUGAUGUUUAAGAAAAAAUUUUCCCUGAAUCUGAUUUUAAUUGAAAAACAACAUAAUUGAUAAUGGAAAGACAAACUUCUAUUGAGUUUAAAUAUUAAAAUUGAAAUAAUGCAUCCUAUUUCAGAGAUUUGAGGGGGUUGACUGUGCCACAGCCCUAAUUCAAUCAAUAAGUUUGUAGUAUUGAGUAAGGUGGAUGAAAGUCAUGAAAAUAAAUUCAAAUUUGACAUCAUGAAAUUUCUUUCAAUUUCACAAGAAAUUAAUUUAUUGACAGGCUUGUUAUUUUUUCUGUAAAUGAAUGGAAUAUUUUUAAUUUCAUCCUAAUUAUUAAUUGGGUUUCUUUUCAAGUUUACAAUUACCAAAUUUUAAUUGCAUUCGUUUACUACUUUUACACAUAAUACUAUAAAAUUAUGAAAGUAAAUACAUGUAAAAAUUUGAAUACUUACUUUUGCUUUUAUUAAAUAUGGCAGUACUCAAUGGUAAUUAUAUUUGAAACUCUCUUAGGGAUCUCAGCCCAAUAUAAUAUGAUGCCAGAUAAAUGUUUUAAACAAAUGUACAUUCUACUACAGUAAAUGAGAAACACUUUUUGGUUGAAGGCUGUUAAAAUUAAUACAAAUGGUUCUUUAUUUGUGGGUACUUUGAAAAUAAAAAAAUAAUUUUUAACAGUGUACUAUUUCAUAAACAGUUCAGUGAAUUUGCUUCAAGUGUCUUUAAGAAUAUAACAACUUGAAGGUUUCUAUUAUUAAUCUAUUACUAAUCAUAUUGAAGUGGGUUUCUGAUUAUUUCAUUAUUGUUUAUGAAUUAAUACCUGCAUUAAGUACAAUUUCUAUCAAAUUUCACUGAAGUAAUAUAUAUGGCUUGAUGCAUUUGGUCGAGGAAAAGUUAGUAUGAAUAAAUGGCAUACACAAGUUUUAUUAUAAUAUAUUAUAAUAUAUGUUUUCUUUUUUUGUUUCUUCUAAAAACUAACUUUUCGUUUAAAAAAAAAAAAUUCAGUUUAAAUUAAACAGGAUGCUUUAUGAUUCAGUCCUCUCCCUUAUAAAGUAGAAAUGACUGAAGCACACAAUCUCUUGGUUCUAUCUCAUGUUAUCUGUUCUGUUUUCUUUGUUUGCGUCUGUCCAUAAUUUCUUACUUUCUGGGCUAGACAAGACCUUAUGAAAACAACCUCAAAACCAAUUGAUGUUAGCUCAAAUUAUGUUAGAGCCUUGCCAAAGCACUACACGAGCAGUGCCCCCUCUCUACAGAGAUCACGAUUUGAGAACUUGGCAAGCUUUAAAAUUCUAAUUUGACCCAGAGUUAAAGAGGCAAGAGUUACUAACAUUGAGGAGGGGGAAAAAAUCCACUUUUAACUUUUAAGGCUGGUGAAAACUGUGCUAUGCUUCAUCAACCAUUCCAGUCCAUGAUGACAUUGUGUAUGGCUGCCACUGUUGGGGAUCAUGAAAUGGCACAGUUUUAGUACAUCUUGAGAAUUAAAAGAUUAAAUGCAAAAUAGAGUAUUUGGUGUUGUGUUUUUUCUAAGUCUCCCCUAUAGGUGAUUAGUAAAAAAUUACAUUUGAGUUUCAGCUCUUUCCAGAUUAUUUUUAGUGUUACUUAGUUUUUAUUAAUUUAUAUUUAUAUUACCAAGAGAAACACGCUGAAGUUAUUUCUUUGAUUGCUCCCUAGAGAGGUCCAAGAAAACAUGCAUCUUUACCUUGCUGGAGACCACCCGCAGCUCUCUGUUGCUAGAAUUACAGAUGAUGAUUGCCUCGUCCUUUAUAAAACACUCGAAGCCAAUAAGUUUGUGAGGAGCAUUGAUCUGCGUUAUAACACCAUCACAGACAAAGGAGCCAUUGUAGUUGGUAGACUUUUAGAGGUGAGAAAAUGUAUACACACAUGCAAAAAAGCUUCUAUUCCUUGAAGUUUUAAAAUUCAGCUAAACAAGAUAGCAAAUAGUGUAAAGCAUAUGUGUCAUGAUAUUUUAGCUUCAUUGGUGUUACAAAAUAAUAAUUUUGUGGAAUCAGUGUUCUCAAUUAUAAUUCAUGCAAUUUCAAAUGAACCAGCAAGAUGACUAAAGCUAGUUUUGCAAAGAGAACUGUUUUAGUCCCACGCCACAUUGACUGCUGUCAUCCAGCAUAAGUGGAUUUAGGUUUUUUCCCUCAGGGCUUUUCUCCUCCCCAAGAGUAGCUGCCUUUCUUGGCCAUUGACUCCAACACCAUUUGGGUUAUUGACCCAUAGCUGGGGGGAAAGCCCAGGACAAGAAGAUAGUAACAACCUGGUCAAAGGGCUGACAGUCUUACCCUUCAACCAUGGGGCACAUAUUUGAAUGUUUAAAAAAUAUUUUGAGAGGACAACCAUUUUGAGUUUAGUUGACUUGAAUAAUUUAGUUGGAAUACUAAGUUUAAGGCUAGGGACGUGCACUAUUUUUUUAAAAGGCGUAUUAAUAUUCGCUAGCUCUCUGAAGGCUGAUAAAACUAAAUAAUUAAAAAUAUCUUUGGGAAAACUACUGAAAGAAAAUUCCUCUUCAUUGUCUUUUUAGAUUAUGCAGAAAUGUAUUGUACAGAUUGAUAUUAAUUAUAUGAAACAAAUGCUUAAUUAUAUUACAGAUAGAAGGACAGUUUGCAAAUAAGGCUGCCAUAAAAUUCCUUACCUUCUUAUAUUUAUGUUAACAUUAACAAUUUCAGGUCAACAAGACUAUUGAAGAAAUCAACAUCAUGUGCAAUGAUUUCGGAGGUGAUGGAGCCACAGCCUUAGCCAAAGCUUUGCUGGUAGGUGGACUGCAUAAGAUGUUUGUUUUAUUGUGUAUGUUUUAAAUCAGCCCUCUGACGACAGGUGGACUAGAUGAGAUGUUAAUUGUGUAUGUUUUAAAUCAGCCCUCUGACAACAGGUGGACUAGAUGAGAUGUUAAUUGUGUAUGUUUUAAAUUAGCCCUCUGACGACAGGUGGACUAGAUGAGAUGUUAAUUGUGUAUGUUUUAUAGCAGCCCUUAAUGAUGAUAGGUGGACUAGAUGAGAUUUUUGUUCUGUAUCCAUUAUAGUCUCCUGGUGUUAGGCUGAUUUCUCUGUGAGCUUGUACAUAGUAGGCCUAUAUCAUUCUAUUCCUGCCAUCACCAAUUAUUUAUAAAUGAGUCUACUACUUUAUUUAGAUGCAGCAGUAGUAGAAAAUGAUUUUACUGCAUUAAUCCUUGUAAUCUAUUUUUAUGGAGAGCUUGAAGCCAUUGUCAAGUGCCCUUUUAGCCAUGUUUAUGGAGAGCUUGAUGCCAUUAUCAAAUGUAGUUUUAGUCAUGUUUAUGGAGAGCUUGAUGCCAUUAUCAAGUGCCCUUUUAGCUAUGUUUAUGGAGAGCUUGAAGCCAUUGUCAAGUGCCCUUUUAGCCAUGUUUAUGGAGAGCUUGAUGCCAUUAUCAAGUGCCUUUUUUAGCUAUGUUUAGGGAGAGCUUGAUGCCAUUAUCAUGUGCCCUUUUAGCUAUGUUUAUGGAGAGCUUGAAGCCAUUGUCAAGUGCCCUUUUAGCCAUGUUUAUGUAGAGCUUGAUGCCAUUAUCAAGUGCCCUUUUAGCUAUGUUUAUGGAGAGCUUGAAGCCAUUGUCAAGUGCCCUUUUAGCCAUGUUUAUGGAGAGCUUGAUGCCAUUAUCAAGUGCCUUUUUUAGCUAUGUUUAUGGAGAGCUUGAUGCCAUUAUCAAGUGCCCUGUAAUUUACCUGCUUUAGACAAACGUGAUUUAAUCAGAAAUGUGUUUUAAUUUUUAUAAAGAAAGAUAGAGAUCAUAUUAAUUUUGCCCAGCUUUUUUUCUUUGCCAUGCAUAGCUCCUCUAUAUAUUGUACAUACAUCCCGUUUAUUUGUAUUCCAUUCCACAUAAUAUAUCCAGGGACAAACAAAAUAUUAAAUUAAAUAGUGUUGCGAGUGAGGUUGGAUGAUUUUUGGUUGCUACUUCUCCAUUUUUUUCUGUUUUUAGCCACACUAAAAUAGAAUUAGAAAUAUAUGGAGCGGUAUGCCCUUUGGGAGAAACAGAAAUUUAUUAAUUUUUUUAAAAUAUUGUCUCUUUACAGACUUUCCGUGUGUUGUUAGUCUGCAUAGAGCCACACAUUUUUUAAAAAUUCAUAAAAAUUGCUUAAUUUAACCAAAUUUAAUGCAUUGUUGGUGUUAAUUUUUUGAAAAUCUUGUCUCUUUGCAGACUAACAACACACUAAAAGUGUUACGUCUCAAUGGAAACAAGAUUGGCAAUAAGGGAGGCAUGAGCUUUGCACAAGCUCUUCAAGUCAACACAACAUUGGAAAACCUUGACAUUGGGGAUGCAGACCUAGUAGGUCAAAUACGGGAUUAAGAUUUUUAGUUGAAAAUCAAAAAAAGGAGAUAGUGAAUAUAUUUAUUUAAGGUGUCGAAUUUGUGGUCAGUUCUUAGGACCUUUGGUGGCUGUUACGACCUUUAUUUAAUAACUUGAGACCUUCAUCAAAUGUCGGGGCCUCCUUACGUUGUCUCCAGUUAAGAACUUCUCAAUACUUGACAUGUUAGGAUCUUCGUCCUUACCCUUCAACACUUCCCGCAGUAGUUAUGUUUACUGCACAGUCAGCAGACUCCACGUUGUCUAGGGGUUUACAACACUUUCUUAAUAUCUAUAUAUAUACAUCACAACUCCAGCAUGGAAAUACAACAGUUCUUUAUUUACAGGAUCCAAUAGCAAUUCAGGGUGACAAAGUUCAAUGGCAAUAAUACUAACUCUCUAACUACUCUCUCGGCUGGAAUCUGACACAUCAGCACAACUAACUCUUGACUGACAACUUUUGACGACUAACAAUUCUUCCCUUACUCUUCUACCUUUCUUCUGACCUCUGGCUAACACACAUCCCUUUUAUAUUACCCCACAAACAACUCAGUCUACACUAACGUUCCACACCACGGACUAACUUCACGCUCUGAUCUCACGAUCAACAACUCACAAAACACUCUCACGAUCCACAACUCCCCCUGCCCAACAUUCACAACAAUCUAGUUCACAACAGUGGCGUUGUUCAAGCCUAAGGAUACAUGCCUGGCAUCACAGGUUAGAUGGUUAAACAAAAUAGUAGAACAAAACAAAUGCCUUUUAAAAUCCAGAACUCAAAUUCGUUUAUCUUUAUUUAAUUAUCAAAUCUUAGAACACAUAUUUUUCAAUUUAAUUUUUUUUUUGUGUUCAUUAACCAAAAAAACAAAAACUUUUUUCUCUUUUCAAAAAAAUGAACUAAAUGCAGACCAUUGAGUGCCUCAUUGCACUGGCCACUGUGCUCAGAGAGAAUAAAACCUUAAAAGCCCUGAAUGUCAACAGACCGUUGUUGUGGACAGUCCAAGAAGAGCCCACAGAUCAUUUCACACGAAUGAUUAAAGUAAUUUCAUUUUUUUUCUAUUUUUUUUUUUUAUGUCUUCAUUGCUCAUUGGUUUUAUUUCUUCACCAUGCUGCAGUUCUCCAUGGGCAAUUUUACUGAGUUAAAAAUAGUUUUGGCUUUUUUCACCUGUUGAUUUUUAAAAAAAAAAAAUUUAUUAAUUGAGCAGGGAUCAUGUCUGUCUAUGUGCAAGUAUUAUUACUCCCUAAAAUGAUUUUUGGUUGACAGGUAAACAAAGGACUUAAGGAACUUCAUAUGCAGAAAUUCAAUAUGAGAGAUUUUGGAGCAUGUCGGUUUGCUGAAAAUCUGGUGUUCAAUUCCACAUUGACCUAUUUGAACCUCAGCUGGUAAGCCAUCUGUAGAUGAUAUUAACAAGCAUUUCUUAACAAUUAUGCAAGAGAAGGUGAUAUUUUUACUUUUCAGAGUGAAUAAAAUAAGAAUCUUUCAUUGAUCCAAAUAAAUUGAAAUUUUUUUUUUUUCAAUUGCAUUGAACUACUCAUUUUCAGUACAUAAAUAAAUACAGAUUUUUUAACCAAGACAACUUAUUACAAUUCAAAAAAUUUCUCAAGUGUAGAAAUCAGCCAUCAAUGAACUCCCUUAGUGACAACAAUGACUUAAUUAGUGAUCAUAAAGAUUUUGUAAUUCACAAGUUUUUCCAUUUUCUUAAUGCUAGUAUCAUUUCUUUAAGAGGUCCUGACAAUUAAAAUCAAAUGACAAAAUAUAAAAUACUUUGAAAUAUAUGUUAAUUUUCACAGUUACUAAAGAGAAAGGAAAGGCAUAUGCAAAAAAAAAAAAGAAAGAUGCAUAUGAAUCUGAUAAAAAUGCCACAUAAAAUUUAUUUAGCGUAGAGUAAGCAUGUGUUAGUGGUUUUGGCAGGUUACUCCUAAGACGUGGCGAAAAAAUGGGGGUGAUCCCAUAAGCAGUGCUAAAAGCUGUGAGCAAGAAAACAUUUUAUUUCUGUCCUUGUGGGAGAUGCUGUCAGUUGAACUCACACUACCUUCGUGUUUCUGGGUCCUUGCUCAAUGUAAUUUUUUAAAAGAUGAAAUGUAGAAAUUUAACUUCUGAGAUCGUUUUUUUUCGAAGUUAACACUCUUCCCCCCAAUUAAAUAUUGUUUUAGAAAAUCAACCUUUGAGUUUUUUUCAGAGCCAAUGUUUAAUUCAUUUAAUCAAUAAAUAUAGUAUAAAAUGACAUCAUAAAAAAAAUAGAUUCAUGCCAGAAUGGACCGAUUAUAAAAAUUUAAGCUGCUUUAAGUAAACUGUCAAAUACGGAAAUUAUAGCCUAGUUCAAAACAUUCUUCCCUGAAUAUUUGCUGUUCUUUUUUUUUUCAACCCAGCAACAGAAUAACAAGGGAUGGCAUAAAGGAACUAGCCAAAGUCUUGAAGCUGAACACGCCAUUGAAGAUACUGGACCUGAGCUUCAACAGAUUGGAGGAUGAUGGGGCCAUGCACCUGGCUGAGGCUAUUGGAACCUACAACACAACUCUGGAAUGGUACACUUUACCUGUCCUGAUCUUUAACAGGUUUUAUCUCCCCGCUUCACCUUCUCUCCUCCCCCCCCCCCCCUGAAUGGUAAACUUUACCUGUCCUGAUCUUUAACCGGUUUUAUCUCCCCCCUUCACCUUCUCCCCCCCCCCCCCCCCCUCUGUUCAAUGCAUGGGCUUUACAAGAGUCAGGGACUGCUUUGUAAAACUUUUUCUUUUGCAUUGUUUGCAUUGUGUGGAAUACAUGUUUGCAUUGUGUGGAAUACAUGUUUGCAUUGUGUGGAAUACAUGUUUGCAUUGUGUGGAAUACAUGUUUGCAUUGUGUGGAAUACAUGUUUUCAUGUUGUUGUUUUUUUUCAUUCUUUUGUAAGAAAGCCAUUCUUUUUAACUACGGUAUAUUAUUAUUUGAGCUGCCUGCACUCAUUAUAACAGGGGUCUCAAACCUGCACGCCAUGCCCACAUGCAGUCUUCCAUGACUUGACCUGUUCCCUCAAAGUUAAGAGACAACACUUAAUUUGAUAAUGAUGUGUUGAGAGUUGCUAUACUGAUUUUGAUACUCCUGCAUGAGAUGAAUAGUGUAUUUCUGCAUUUUAGUAUAAAUUAUUGUGGUUUCUUAUUGUAACUAAUUUUUUUUCAGCCUGAACAUCGUCUCCAACAAGAUUGGUCCUAAAGGCUUGUGCAGUAUAGCUGACUGCUUGAACUACAACUCAACACUCACAUCUCUUUUCAUAUGGGGCAAUGAGUUUGAUGAUUCUGUCUGCAUGGUCAGUAAAUGUUAUGUAGUAACAAAUGAGCGCCUUUGGCCCAGUGAUUACUAAAGUUAUGAUUAUAUGUGCAUGGUCAGUAAAUGUUAUGUAUUAACAAAUGAGCGCCUUACUAUAGUUAUGAUUAUAUGUGCAUGGUCAGUAAAUGUUAUGCAUCAACAAAUGAGUACCUUUGGCUGAAUUAUUAAUAAAGUUAUGAUUAUAUGUGCAUGAUCAGUGUAUGCCUUGUACCGGUAUCAUGUACCAGUAUCAAAAAAAUGAGCACCUUUGGCUCAAUGAUUACUAAUGUUAUGCUUAUAUGUGCAUGGUCAGUAAAUGUUAUGUAUCACCAAACGAUCACCUUUGGCGCAAUGAUUACUAAUGUUUUAAUUAUAUGUGCAUGGUUAGUAAAUGUUAAGUACCCGGUAUUAACAAAUUAGCACUUUUGGCCCAGUGGUUUAAAAUGUUAUAUGAUUAUAUGUGAAAAAUCUGUAAAUGUUAUAUGUAAACAAAGAAUCACCUAUUUUAAUCCAAUGAUUACAAAUAUUAUGAUUAUAUGUGCAUGGUCUAAAUAUGUUUUGUACCGGUAUUAACAAAUAAGUUAAAAUAAUCCCCUUUGGCCCAAUGAUUACAAAAGUUAUGACUAUUUGUCUGUGGUCCAUACAUGUUUUGUUGGUAAAACUCCGAUAUAGCGUCGGAAAUUACAUACUUAGAUAGACGGCACGCACUACCAUACCAGAAAUACUUUAGCAGAUCACAGGAAGUUUCUACGUUUAAAGAAAUUUCAAUCCACAAUGGCAGGAAGAACACGAGAGUCAAAUAUUAUUGUACCACCUAACAAAAUACUGAGUAAAAAGGACAUCUUAAAUGAAGUGUGGUGAUUGUCGACGCUUUCACCACACUGGCAACGACCUGAUUCGGCAUUACUGUGUGCCUGCUGCAAUUUGAUUGGCAACUAAGUAUCCAUUGAAAUAUUCAACCAGCCGUGCACAUUGAAUUGUUACCAGCAAGGAAUUCACAGUAGGAGAUUGUAACCCACUGGGUCUUUGGUGGGAUCGAGGGCAGAAGUGCUUCUUGUUGAAAGUGCCAGAUAGGCGCGCAGACAUGCUAAAACCCUGCAUAGAAGCUCACAUCAGGCCAGGGACACACAUUGUUUCCGAUGGCUGGGCUGCAUACGCACACAUAGAUCAAAACGGACAUGGAAUAUGUGAGCAUUCUGUUGUUGCUCACGAACGUAAUUUUGUGGAUCCUGAUGACAGCGAAGUGCAUACCCAGCACAUCGAAAACAUGUGGAUGAGAGUGAAGCGGAAGUUGAGAAGACAAUUUGGAACUAGUCGUGCAUUGUUUCCGUCAUAUCUGCAAGAAUUUGUCUAUCGUAUCCAGUUUCGGUGCACAGACAUGUUUCCGAAUUUCCUGAUAACUCUUGUCGAUAACUAUCUGUGAUUAGACAGUCUGUUGUGGUUCAGAGCAGAAUGGUGCUUAAAAUAAACUUGAAACUGGGUUUACUACAGCUUUUUUGGGUCUAUUUUAAUGUUAUUAAUUACCGACGCUAUAUCAGAGUUCUACCGUUUUGUAUUAUUAAUAAACACUCUUGGUCCAGUUAAUAUAAAAAACAGUUGUCUUGUAUAAUGGGAAACUUUUGAUUUAUAGAUCCUUAUUAGAUCUUUUGUUUCUUCUUUGGUGUCCAGGCUUUUGCUGAGCAUCUUCACAGUGAAAGGCUCCAGGAACAAAACUGUGACAUUCACACAUAUGUGGUUGAUGGAAAGGUUUACCUCAGCCAGACGGGCUACAUCCUGAGGCGCCACUACUACUACGCCCCUAUCUUUGGGGAUGAUGUGCCAGAGUGGCAGAUAAGGGGAGAGCAUCCCAAAAGGGCAGACCACAGUGUCGUCAUCAUUAAUCAAGAAGAGGAGGGCUGCUCCAUGUGAAAUGUGGACCAUCCUUUUUUUCUCUAAGGCGUGAGAGGGCAGAUAGUGUGCUGAAGAACUGGAGCUGAUAAUCAACUGAUAUAGCAUUAACAUUUGGGUAAAAGGGGGUGAGGGGGGCAUAGCCAUUAGAAAAUUAAAGUAUAGCCAAAAAUAAUCAAUUUAAAAAACUUCAAAAAUUAGAAAGAAAUUAGUUUUUUUGCAGCUAAUGUGUUAUAUUUUUAUUAAACCUUAUUCAUUUUCUGAUGCAUUUUUCCUUAAUUCAUUAACAUUAAUUAAUAUUUAGCAGCUUAAAAAAAUAUUUACAAAUGUAAAUCAAUUGCAAAACGGAUUUGCUUCCAUUUCUCAGGUAUAAAAAAUUAAGUAUGGAUGCUGUAACUUGUAAGGAAUGAGUUAUUUGUUGUUUCAAUUUAAUUUUUCACCUGACUGAUAGCAUGCUGAUUUUUUUAAAUUUUAAUCAUCAAAAAAAAUUCUACUCAUUCAAAAAAAGGACAGGGCAAGAGUAAGAGGAAAAAUUCUGAACCAUGACAAAAUUUGGUAGCCAUUUGUUUUAACAUGUAUUUGGAGAUGAAGUAUUAUUGCUAUGUAUGAGACUGUCCUUUAGUUUGUUUUUCAAUGUGCAAGGGCGCCUUUAGUAAAAAAAAAAUAAAUAAUAAAAAUAAUUUUUUUUAAAAAGAUUUAUCAAGAGCCACUAUAGUUUAACUAAUUAAGACCUUGGGUGUAUAAAACUUGAUGAUUUCACAACUUUUUGAUUAGGGCCAUGACUAGGAAUUAGUAGGAAGAGCUUAUCCUUUUCUUCUUAUUAUUAUUAUGUUAUUCAGCUGCUUUACACAUUUUUAUCAUUUCUAUUUCAUUGUCCAUACAGUUUUUUAAAUAACAUAUGCAUUCAAGCUGCCUGUGAUAGUUUCCAUAUACUUAUAUACAAAUGUCAUUGUUAAAAAUUUUGAAUUUGAACACAGUGUGGCCUUCAUUUUAGAGAUAAACAAAGACUUUUUCUGAUUCUAUGAAGUAAUAUGGCUCAUUAAAAAAAGUUAUGCAUCAUAACAUACCCACUUGUACAUAUUUGUGCAAUGAAAUCUGCAUGGCCUUUAACAAGAUUAAAUUAUUGAUGCU
Messenger RNA from Lymnaea stagnalis (great pond snail), 15342 nucleotides. The record is from the annotation of a GenBank genome assembly. Lineage: Eukaryota; Metazoa; Mollusca; Gastropoda; Lymnaeidae.